Messenger RNA from Seminavis robusta, 402 nucleotides. The record is from the annotation of a GenBank genome assembly. Lineage: Eukaryota; Bacillariophyta; Bacillariophyceae; Naviculales; Naviculaceae.
AUGCCAGUCGAAUUGUUCUUUGAAGAGGACAUUCGCGUUGUUGUGGAGGCGUGCAUUAUCCUGCACAAUAUGAUGGUGGAAGAGCGACUUUCCAGAGAUCAAGAGGAGAGCAGCGAUUGGUAUCAUGAGCCAACAAUCAGUCAGGAAGAUGGACCAGAACAUCCUUUGGCAGGAGAUGGUGAGGAUGCUGUAGUGGGGCGGCAACCAACACCAAGAGAAAGACUUGAUGCAGUGAAUGCUCGCUGGCCACAGAACGGUGCUGCUACUGAGGAACACAGAGAAGAAAUCCGGGCUGCUAUUGACAACCAUUUCGAGUUCUUGCAAGGUCAGUUCGAUGAUCUGUAUGAUCGCGAUGGACACCAGCAGCUUCGAUUUGCCAUUAUGCAUGACAUUAGCAAAUAG